AUGCGCGCGAGCGCCGGCGCGGACGACGCCGGCGGUCGCGCCGCCGACGCGACUUCGCGCGAGGGACGCGCGACGCGGGAGAUCGCGUUUCGGAAUUACGUCCCGAGGGACGGCGCGCUCGCGGCGGCGAAACUUCCCGCGACGACGGCGCCGGCGCUCGACGUCGCGGCGGCGAGGGACGGCGACGAGGGCGCGGUGACGCUGGGACUCGAACCGAACGUCGGGGACGUCGAUCCGGGGAUGGUGGCGCCGAGACGGGCGAACUGGGAUCUCAAGCGAGACGUCGAGGCGAGGCUGGAAAAGUUGGAGCGACGGACGCGAAGGGCGCUGGUGGACGUCGCGCGCGAAGAGGCGCGAGCGCGCGCGGCGAUGGACGCGUGA
Molecule: messenger RNA, 381 nt
Organism: Ostreococcus lucimarinus CCE9901
Lineage: Eukaryota; Viridiplantae; Chlorophyta; Mamiellophyceae; Mamiellales; Bathycoccaceae
Exons: 1
Coding region: 1-381 (126 amino acids)
Cellular component (GO): post-mRNA release spliceosomal complex; U2-type spliceosomal complex
Source: RefSeq, a predicted model, not a curated record